Molecule: messenger RNA, 3526 nt
Organism: Danio aesculapii
Lineage: Eukaryota; Metazoa; Chordata; Actinopteri; Cypriniformes; Danionidae
Gene: tmem71
Product: transmembrane protein 71
Exons: 10
Coding region: 127-993 (288 amino acids)
Source: RefSeq, a predicted model, not a curated record
UUUCUUCUGUCUGAGCUGUAGGCGUGGUGCUUCGCGCAUGUCAGUGUUUUAGGGUGAGCGGACAGACUUGAUCUGCACCGCUAUCCGCAUUCUCCGUGCUUUAGGUUUGGCAGCAGUGUGAGAGCUAUGGCUUUCUUCUUUAAAGGAGCGGUUACAAGUUCUCCAGUUAAGACCAGGAGGCAGGAGGCUGAAUACAUUUGUCACAGCUUGGACUCCUCCCACUUCUCUGACUCCUCCUUCGAGUGUUUCUCUACCAAUCCGCUGACAGGCUCAGUGUGUGCAUGUCGCAGAAGUCCCCGCCUAUUAGCCAAUGGUUAUUAUGUUCUGACGGAGGACAGUUUCAACACUGAUGACGAGGGAAACGUUACUCUGACUCCCUCACACACCAGCGUCUCAUACAAGGAGAAUCUUGUCCGCAUAUUUAGACGAAAGCGGCGAGCAAAAAGAUCACUGGCCAGCCUUCUGAGUGACAUGAGCCAGUCGUGCCAAUCCUGGCUGGAAGGAAGUGUUUUUAGAAGAUCUGGGCCAAUCACACACAUCCAGUCUUCAUGGGAGGAGUUUUACCACAGUUAUGAGAAAGAAACACCCAUCAGCUUCACCUAUGAUCCUAUAGAUCCUGUUUCCUCGCCUGAUAAACUGCCUCCUCAGACUCAGCUUGAGGAGGAGGAGCCUCAGUGUGAUUCAUGCUCCACCCACGAACAGUUCAGCCAAUCAGUGAGCGGCCUCCUGGAUGUCCCGCCUCCAUCUGUGUGCCACCUCGAUAGUUACGGCUCAUCCAGCAAAACUUCAUCAGAAAAUGUGCUCAUGAAAGUCCUUCUCCUCAUCCUCACUCUGUGCCUCUGCAUCGCCAUCUCAUCCGGGUGGCUGCUGGGAGGUGUUUCUGCAGCCAUGGCAUUUGUGGUUCUGCUCUCUUCAAUUUGUGUGUCUAAACAUGGUUCUUCAGUGCGCUGGAGGAGAGCAAAGACUGAGGACAUCACCUCCAGGAAUGAGUGAGGAGGAACAAACGCACACAAACAUACUGUGUACAUACAUACUGUGCACACAAGAUACAUCUGUGUGAAAUCUGACCUAAGGAGACCGGAGGACGUGAGUGUGUGUGGACACACAUCCUGCAUCAGCAUUAAAUAUUAGUCCAGGUUUUGUAGGACUGUUUUCACUGAUCAGCUAAAGAGUUCUGAUUGUAAUGAUUAUAGAAUUAUUAAGUAAAACAGGAUUAGUGAUGGCGAAUAACUGUCACAGGAGAAAAUUGACAUGAUAAAUUAAGCAUACUUUUAUCCAAAAAACAAAAUGGAUGAACAUAUAAGUGCUGAACUAUUAGUGAAAGUUUAAGAAAUGGAGGAUUUUUCCUAAACAAAUAAUGAAGGAUUCUCUGGGAGUCGGUGGAGAUGCCCUGCAGGACAGAACGUAGCAAAUGUGUCAGUCGUGUUUGUAAAUCCCUCAACUUGGCUUGGUUGGGCUCUUUAAUGAAACUUUAGUGUAUGACAUUACUCGUCUAUAAAAGGUUUUGCUGCAACAGCCUGUUUAAUAUAAUAGCUUUGCAGAAAAUUUGUACAUUUUGAGACAUGGAAGCAAAAGAAGUGCCAGCUUAGCUUUGUGCAUUUGUGAAGUGCCUUUGUUAUACAAAACAGGAGACUCAUUUCCAUUAGCCAGGGUUAAAGACACAUCUGUGUGACUCGAGAGGGCUCAAAAGUUAAGCACACAGUGCUGCUAAUUAGUCAUGGGCUGAUAACCAUGUUUAAGGUAUACUGCGGUUUGGAAAAGUCAAGGUUUUAAAUCCGUCAAAUUUUUCUGCUUUACUGUUCCUAAGGUAUGCAUAAGAUUUUUUAUUUAAAUUUUUUGUAGUUUUUUAGGACAGCAGUAUCUUCAGCAGAAAAGAUCUCCAAAGAUGCUGUUUAAAUCGUAAAGAAAUCAGGGUUUUUGAAACUAAUGAAGACAGCAGAAGUCAACGAUUUGUUUGAAUUAUUUAGCCUGACAUGUUUACUGCUCCAAAAUACUUUAAAUGUUUCUCAAAUUAAAAUAUAUUGUGUACAAAGGGGGAAAAGGUUUUGUUUUUUACCCAGACAUUAAAAAAAGAAUAUAUUUUAGAGCAGUAAUCACAAUACAGUGAAACCAUGAUAUUUAUAUCCAAGGUUAUCAUAUCGUCAGAAUCUUAUACCGGCCCAUGUCUACUGCUACUAUAUAGGAGCGCAAUAAUUAGAUUUAUUGUUAAAAAAAUAUUGCACUUACUGUAAAGCUCUUUAACAGGGAACUUCUCUAGGUUAAGAGCAUUAAACCCUAUCUGCAGGGAGUUAGUGUUGCCAAAGGAGAACAUGUUCUGGAUUUACUGUUUAAUAUUUGUGUAAUUUUGUCAUAUUAUACUAGGAUGCAGCUCUCACAGAACAUUAAGAGUAAACUGUGAGUAGAAAGCGGUGUCUGUAAAAUGCGUUGUAUCCUCUGGAGGGAAUGGCUCCGUUCUGAAACGGUGGAGAUUUUAAAGGCAGCUCAGUUUUGAAGAGAACAAAGACAUUUUGUCAGAAAACAAAAGCAAAGUAAAGGAUAUUAUGAAGUUAAAAGUGGGAAUAUUUAAACCGUAACAUUUAUGCCUACAUAUCUGAAGGCAGACAUGUUUGAAACCAAGCCAAGGUGAAAAAGUCAAUCAUUUAAAUGCAUUUAUCAUGUGUUUGUAUGAAUUGCAUUGUCUUUAGUGUUUAUUAUGUGGCCAGAGGCAAUGAAAUAUUCAAGUUCAGGACUGAAUGAUUAUUGCUCUAAAAAUAGUCAAUAUUUACUGUAAAGUGUUUUGAAAGACAGUUAAAUUAAUAGUUAUUCAGGGCCAAGCACAGUUCAAUUCCUAAAAAAAUGUCUGAAAGCUUCAUUUAUUACCAAAUUUAUUACUGACCAUUUAUUAUAAACAAUAUCAUUCUAUUUUUGGACCAAGAAUGUCCAGUCAGAUUUCUAUAGUGUUUUUGUAGCUGUGCCCGGUCCUGUAACUGCUGCUUGCAGCUAUAUUUAUAGUAAUAAUUACUAUUGUUAUCAUGUGUGGGAGAUGAGCAGUUAAUCUAAUAUAUCCAAACAUAGACAGGAUUGUCUUUUAAAGACAAAACAGAGAACAAAAGAUGUGUAUUUUUUAUUUAUUGUUGUCUUGCAAAUUAGAUGAUUCAAAUAUCACUGGGUACAGGGUUAAAAGCCAAGAAGAUUAUAAUAUGAUGACUUUAAAUCAUUGAUUAAGAGCUUAUGAUUGGCUGUAGUUUCACGCCAAUAAGUACAAAAGUGCAUAUUUCCAGUUGUUGUAGCAGCAAGUUUAUAUUUCACUGGUCUCAUGUGUUCACUUAUAGUAAUCCUUUAAUGAAAAGGGUUUUAAAUGUUGACUAUCACCCUGCCUUUAAGCUUUGAUUACUACAGCGAUCACGUUACUGUAUUUAACGAUCACAACAAAACUAAAGAUUACUGUAAAAAUUGAAAUCUUUAGUUACUGUUAUGUUUAUUAUUCCACUGCAUGUAAAAGUGAAAUGUGAAAAUGAUGUGUUCAUAUACACACUGUAAAUAUCAU